CCGCGUUUGGGACAACAGCAAAAGAAAAAUGCCCAUUCGGAUCAUCGGGAACAGCAACUCGGUUUUGUCACAAGGAUGAUGGCUGGCAGAAACCAAGUCUACUGAAUUGUGUGUCCAACUCAUUCUUUGUUUUGCAGCAGAAGCUAAAAAACUUGACGUCUGGUAACGUUGACUGGAAGCCAGAUUUCGCCCUUGGUAUAGGACAGCAGUUAGAUCUUGCCAUCACGUUAUCCCCUCAACUGUACGCCAGAGACAUAGAAAUCGCACUGACGAUUAUUACCACUCUGUUUGGAUACGAGAGUCAACAAAACUCCAGCACGCUUGUUUCAGCCAAGACCAAGGAGUUUGCGAAGAUCCUUCUUCAGUCAGCCAGUACGCUGUUUAGCUCCGAUAACAAAGAUGUGUGGGACGUCGUUCAACGGCACUCCGCAGGGACAGCGGCUUUGUUAAAACAGAUGGAAAACUUCAGCGGAAACUUAGCCAGAAGUCUACCGUACUUAAAACGAGACUCGCGCAGAUACAGGCGCUCUACCGACAGCAUUUUGCCACCGUACACGAUUAUUACUCCCAAUAUUGUUAUGGAACUUCAUCCAGUGUAUGUCAAAGGAUUCUCUGGAUUAUCGUACCCCGCGAGAACAGACGUUUACAGCGACUCUCCUUAUAAAAUUUGGCGUAAUAUCUCCAAUAGAAUUUACCUUCCUAAACCUUUCUUUCGUGGAACAGACGUGGAAGACAACAUAGGAGUUGGCUUCAUGAUCAUCAGAAAUAUCGGAGAUUUAUUACCCAAGGCGUUUGACGCGAAGAUCCGUGACUCGAAGUACAACGUUGAAGUCAGCUCUGAUGUCAUCUCUGUCAAGUUACCUGAGAUGGAAAUGGCUCCCUUAACAUAUCCUGUCCGCAUUGCCUUCGCCAACAGACUUGUGAAUCGAUCGUCUUACAUUUGUGUGCACUGGAAUUAUUCAGUACCAGACACGCGUGGUGGUGGUUGGUCACGUUACGGGUGUAAAUCAGUGAAGACCAAUAUAACUCACACAGUUUGCUCUUGCACUCACCUAACGGCUUUUGCAGUCCUGUCAGACUUAAAUCUUCAGUAUCCCGAGCAAGCAGCCUUUGCCAUGCGUUUGGUGACGUACAUUGGUAUUUCGGUGUCCCUGGUUCUGUUAUUGAGAGCUUUUAUACUAUUCUUGUGUCUAAGGUAAUUUUUAUUUGAUUUUCGU
Molecule: messenger RNA, 1217 nt
Organism: Pocillopora damicornis (cauliflower coral)
Lineage: Eukaryota; Metazoa; Cnidaria; Anthozoa; Scleractinia; Pocilloporidae
Product: cadherin EGF LAG seven-pass G-type receptor 1
Biological process (GO): G protein-coupled receptor signaling pathway; homophilic cell-cell adhesion; cell surface receptor signaling pathway
Cellular component (GO): plasma membrane
Molecular function (GO): G protein-coupled receptor activity; calcium ion binding; protein binding
Source: RefSeq, a predicted model, not a curated record